Salvia hispanica is the source of this 1576-nucleotide messenger RNA. RefSeq lists its product as uncharacterized. Lineage: Eukaryota; Viridiplantae; Streptophyta; Magnoliopsida; Lamiales; Lamiaceae. The record is from RefSeq and is a predicted model, not a curated record.
AAUUUGUUUGUUGCGCGCUUUUUUGGAGAAUUUUUAAAUUAAUUUUUUCUGCGACUGUACAAAUUAUUUUUUCUCAGAAGAAGAAACUGCAAAUUCGGUUCAUAUUCUGUGCUUAUAUCUAUAAAUUAAGUAAUAAGAGAUUAAUCUCACCAAAUUAAUUUUCGUUUCUUAUACUUUGUGGCUGCAUUCAGUGCAGAAGAGUGAAAAAUGAUGGCAAUUUAUAGCUAAUCUGCAAAUAGAGAAGACGAAAAAGGAAAAACAUAGAGGUCAAUGUUACUGCACUUCCUAAGGAUGGAUUUUGUUCUGUAUAUUUGCUAAAGUGGGGCAGAGGACUAAAUAACUAGGAAGUGAGAAUACACUUCACGGUAAGGUCAUAAUAUGAAUCUAACUGAUGAAGGGGAGAGCUCUGGCAUGUUCGUCCAGCCAGCAAAGCGGAGACGUGGCCGCCCACGUAAAUAUCCAAGCUUAAAGCAAGCUGAAGCGGCGCAUACGCCCGGUUCUGAAGGUGGCAUAGCCCACCUUUCUCAGAGAGCCGACAGAACAAAGGAAACAGAGAGUAUGGUGGGCCAGUCAGUAACUGGUGUCGUUGAAGCAACAUUCGACUCUGGCUAUCUGCUUACUGUUAGAAUUGGCAACUCCAGUACCAAAUUGAAAGGUGUUGUUUUCAAGCCAGGACAUUGUGCUCCAAUUACAGCACAAAACGAUGUUGCCCCACAUGUUCAAAUGAUAAGAAGAAGCGACGUCCAUUUCAGUUUUGAAAACCAGAGUCAGACUCCUGUGGUGCCUUCGAAACGCAAAUAUGCACCAGUAAGAGCACCUGCUGCUCCUCCAGCUAUCAGUGUGGCUCCCGUUGCACCUCAACCCAUUAGUUAUCCAAAUGGAUCACAAGAUUGCAACAAUGGAGAUGCUGACGUGCACAUGGUUGAACCUUUGUCCAUGUUACCACCGGGUCGAUCCAUACCAGUUGGCCAGGUUAUUGUUCCCGUGCAACCUUAUCCCAGCUGCCAAGUUGCCCCAGGUGGCCAGCAGCACGAUAAUGGCUCGUUCAAUAAAGGCACCCUAUCAGAUAUUGAUGCUAAGAGCUCUUCCCAGACUUCAGAUACUAAACUUGAGGAAUCAUUGAAAUCUUCACCAGAAAACUCAGCUAUCGUUUCAGAACUAGACACUGGUGUUGGUAAUGAGCCCUUUCCGACUGAGAUGCCACGUACAGAGCCUUUGUGCAAUUAUGGAGCUGGAAGGAUGACCGAGCUUUUGAAGGUUUUGCAGGAAAACUCAAAAGAGACUCGGGUGCAAGUUGGUGAACAGCCAGCUUCAGCUACACAAGUUGAGUUCGAAGAUACUGUCCCGUGAUGCAAUAAUGCUAAAUUUACGCCUCGUCCUGUGAUCUGUCUGACUUUGUAUGCCAUAUUUGAGUUCAACAAAGAAGCACAAAUGGUAGUGUUUAAAAAUUAUGAACUAGUAAUUUUCUCUUCCUCUGGAUUAAGGAGGAUUUUAUUUUCUCCUUCAUUGCUCUAGAUACAAAUAGAUGUGGACUCCAUGAGGGUGCAGUUGAAUUUAUCAAGUUUUGAUUUUAAUA